AUGUCUCCCAUCAAGGUAUACCUCACGAGCGCAAUCCGCGGUAUCGGAUUGGGACUUGCCACCGCGCUCCAGGAACUUUCCGCCAAGUUUCCAGGCAAAGUCGAAAUCCUGAGGCUCGUCUCAGCAGACGUGCAGAGGCACAAGGACGUCGCAAAUUUAAUACAAGACAAGCACGGAUACGUCGACGUCGUCAUUGCAAACACCGUGGGUCUCUAUGACCAGCUAUCAACGAUUAUAGCGGUCCCGUCGGCGAGAUUCCAGUCGACAUAUUCCGCAGACACCUUGAAGUCAACGCCACAGGGGUCAUCGUUCUCUUCCAAGCCGUCCUCCCUCUCCUCAAAACGAGCAAGUCGACGCCCAAGUUUAUUCCCAUCGCGUUCCAUCACGUCGGGCGGGGGAAGCUUGACUGCGUACAUCGAUCAAUCGUACGAGAUUGUCGCAUAUGGCGCGUCGAAGGCUACACUCAAUUACAUCACCCGGAGAAUCCACUUUGAGAACGAGUGGCUUGUUGCUUUUCCUCUGUCUCCCGGAGUCGUCAAGACAGACAUGACGUAUCAGGCCCGCGAAAUGGAUAAGAAGGGCGAGAUGGCAAAACUUCAAGAUCAGGUCUUCAUCUCCGUCGAGGACGCCUCGGUAAUGCUCGUUAACAUCAUCGACAUUGCGACUCGUGAGAAGGAAGGGGGUGAACUUGUAAAUGUUGAUGGAGGCAGGAUCCCCUGGUAA
Messenger RNA from Cyclocybe aegerita, 723 nucleotides. The record is from the annotation of a GenBank genome assembly. Lineage: Eukaryota; Fungi; Basidiomycota; Agaricomycetes; Agaricales; Hemipholiotaceae.